Molecule: messenger RNA, 950 nt
Organism: Leptosomus discolor (cuckoo roller)
Lineage: Eukaryota; Metazoa; Chordata; Aves; Leptosomiformes; Leptosomidae
Source: RefSeq, a predicted model, not a curated record
UUUUGCCUGAGAGAACUUUCUCUUUGUUCCUUUCAGUCUCUCAGAACUGAACAUUGGCAACUCCAGACAGUCCUCCAGAAAACGUGACUGUUUUUGCUACAUCUCCUCACAGUAUUAAUAUCAGCUGGAGUGAACCUGUCAUCAUUACUGGACCAACAUGCUACCUCAUAGACAUUACCUCCUGCCUGAAGACCCACCUAACAACAUAACGUUUCAGAAGAUACCGGAUGAAGUAACAAAGUUCCAAGUAACAUUUUUGCCGCCAUCUGAACCAAAUGGAAAUAUUCAGGUGUAUCAAGCUAUGGUUUACAAUGAAGAUGACCCUGCUGCCAUCCGGAUCCAUAACCUUAGUGUCAUUGAUAAAACAGAUCAGUCAGUCACUGCCAUGAUAGAAGGACUAAAAGGAGGACAUACCUAUAAUGUCAGCGUGUAUGCAAUUAAUGGUGCUGGUGCAGGGCCAAAAAUUCAAUUGAAAAUAACCAUGGAUAUCAAAGAACCACCACGGCCUAAAAAGAAACCAGCACCAGUUUAUGAUACCAAUGGGGCGUUACUCGUCACAGCUACAACAAUUACGAUCAGAAUGCCGAUAUGUUAUUACAGUGAUGAUCAUGGCCCUAUCAAGAAGAUACAAGUUCUUGUUGUGGAAGCUGGAGCUCAGCAUGAUGGGAACGUUACUAAGUGGUAUGAUGCAUACUUCAACAGACCGAGGCCAUAUUUUACAAAUGAAGGCUUUCCUAACCCACCAUGUACAGAAGAAAAAGAAGAUCUGAGUGGCAGAGAAGAGAUAUAUGUCAUAGGUGCUGAUACUACAUGUAUGAUACCAGGCAGUCAAGACAAAAUAUGUAAUGGCCCACUAAAACCAAGAAAGCAGUACCUAUUUAAGUUCAGAGCAACUAAUGUUAAAGGACAGUUUACAGAUUCUGACUAUUCUGACCCUGUCAAAACAUUAG